AUGAGCCUCAAGUACAUAGGGGUCGAUGAGAAGACUGCCCAACCGCACAUUGUCGUCCACUGCGACAAGAGAGUUGCCAAGACAGUCAAGAAGUUUUUCAACCAGGAGAACGUGCUAGAAGACCUCAAGAAGCGCGACUUUCAGCUGCAAAUCGUGGACAAUGGCCUUUUCACCAACGUGGAAGCCUCGCUUUCCUCGGCGGCCACCAUCGGCGGCCUAAUUUUGGUGACGCAUUCCGAAAGGACCCUGCCGGCUCUGUACGCCAUCACUGCCCACCAUCCUCUGAGAAAGCUCUACCAGGAAUGUGAAGACGAGUCUGGCCCGGAUGACGACGAUGAAUGUCUCGAGCUACGCCGGAGCGUUGAAGACGUUUCCGCUAGUGCUUUGGCCCACGUCCCCGACAAACACGACUUCACCAGAACCAUUGGGAGGGUGCCUGAUACGUUUUGCCGAUCGGUACACAGACCACGCAAUAGCGACUGGGUACUGGUGGAGAUUGAUCGCCGCGAGUGGAAACCGAACCUCCUAGUUGAAUUGCUGUCCACUGGGUCCAGCGUUAUUGGCACGCUUGCCAAAGCACGUCGUGGUGAUUGUCCUAACGAGCAGUGGCUUCAAACACGGCGUGAUGGCGGCCAACGGGUCGUCGGGGCCAAGGACGGCUUCGUCUACGGCCACGUUGUGUCGGUCGACAGCUUUGGGGAGGCGUACGUGAUACCGAUGUGCGAUAUGCUGAGCGAAGUGAGGUCUCUCACUGGGGCCAAGUGCGUCAGCCUGCCGUCUGGAGGCGACGUCGUCUUCAUGCGCGGUCUCGGGCUCUAA
This is a messenger RNA of Lasiosphaeria miniovina, 819 nucleotides long. RefSeq lists its product as uncharacterized. The coding region runs from base 1 to 819 and encodes 272 amino acids. The transcript is spliced from 3 exons. The record is from RefSeq and is a predicted model, not a curated record. NCBI's taxonomy places the organism in Eukaryota, Fungi, Ascomycota, Sordariomycetes, Sordariales, Lasiosphaeriaceae.